GAAUUCUGGGACCACACAAAACAUUUAUGGAUAGAUGCUGGAGUUCAAGGCUGCUACGACAGGUCGCACGAAUAUCAACUUAUAGAUAGCGCACAAUAUUUUUUAGAUAGAGUUGAUACAAUAAGAAGACCAGACUAUGCUCCCGACCUACAGGACAUUCUCCGGUGUCGUGUCUUGACGUCUGGAAUCUUUGAAACAAAAUUCCAAGUGGACAAAGUCAACUUUCACAUGUUCGAUGUAGGAGGACAGAGAGACGAAAGGAGAAAAUGGAUCCAAUGUUUCAAUGAUGUGACGGCCAUCAUCUUUGUAGUAGCCUGCAGUAGUUACAACCUGGUGUUGAGAGAAGACCCAAACCAGAACAGACUGAGGGAGUCACUAGAACUGUUCAGGAGCAUCUGGAAUAACAGGUGGUUGCGGACAAUUUCAGUGAUCCUCUUCCUCAACAAACAGGACUUACUGGCUGAGAAGGUCCAAGCAGGAAGGUCUAAGAUCGAGGACUACUUUAGCGAGUAUGCAAUGUACACAAUCCCACCCGAUGCCGCUACAGACACUGGUGAACCAGAGGAUGUCUUGCGAGCCAAGUACUUCAUCAGAGAUGAAUUCCUGCGAAUCAGCACGGCGAGCGGCGACGGCCGACAUUACUGCUACCCCCACUUCACCUGUGCCGUGGAUACAGAGAACAUCCGACGAGUCUUUGACGAUUGUCGGGACAUCAUCCAAAGGAUGCAUCUUCGGCAAUAUGAGUUGCUGUGACCUUUGACCCUUGGGUCACCCGCCAAGGUCGUGGGAGACUGUCCUUUUGCAAUCACAGCAGCACUAGUUGUUAUUGUCGUCGCCAUCGUCUUAACAAAGAUAACGGGGAAAAGGGACAGCAUUUCAGAGAAAUAAUUAGAAUUACCAAGAGUUAUGGG
Strongylocentrotus purpuratus (purple sea urchin) is the source of this 911-nucleotide messenger RNA. RefSeq names its product guanine nucleotide-binding protein G(s) alpha subunit (gene gnal). Gene Ontology annotation, biological process: adenylate cyclase-activating dopamine receptor signaling pathway; sensory perception of chemical stimulus. Gene Ontology annotation, cellular component: heterotrimeric G-protein complex. Gene Ontology annotation, molecular function: GTPase activity; G-protein beta/gamma-subunit complex binding; G protein-coupled receptor binding. Lineage: Eukaryota; Metazoa; Echinodermata; Echinoidea; Camarodonta; Strongylocentrotidae. The record is from RefSeq and is marked provisional.